GUAAUGUACGGAGAUAUAAUAUUCAUUUGAAUUUAUCAUGAGUUACACGGAAUACAGCAUGAACGAUAUUGUGCCCGAUGUGGUGGACGUUGUACCGCCUGGCAAGCUGAUGGCCAUUUAUGCGGAAGAUAUAACCGUUAAGCCUGGAAAUAAGUUGACCCCCACUCAGGUGAAGGAUCCGCCUCACAUCAGCUGGAUAGAGGACGAUGAUGGAACCUCACUGCAUACACUGCUCAUGGUAGAUCCGGACGCGCCGUCGCCUGAAGAUCCCAAGUUUCGCGAAGUCUUGCAUUGGUUUGUAAUCAACAUACCAGGGCAGUUGGUGGAGGAUGGCCAAAUAGUGGCCGAGUAUGUUGGCGCGGGACCUCCCAAAGAAACCGGGUUGCAUCGCUACGUUUUCCUAGUUUUUAAGCAGAGUCGUGAGAUCAAGGAAGAACUCUAUAUAGACAAAUUCACGGGCAGUGGUCGCCUGAACUUUAAUACGCGGGUCUAUGCGAAUCAAUACGACUUGGGGUUUCCUAUAGCCGGAAACUACUUCCUUGCUCAGUACGAUGACUAUGUUCCCAUUCGUAAUGCCCAAUUCGUUGGCUAGCCAUAAUCUUGUUAAUCAUGCUAUGUACAACGACGAGUCUUGCCAUUAUCGCUAUCUACCUAAGUGGGUAUUAGGCCAAAAGUGCACACACAUGAUUACACACACGAGUGAC
This is a messenger RNA of Scaptodrosophila lebanonensis, 704 nucleotides long. Its product is annotated as protein D2. Lineage: Eukaryota; Metazoa; Arthropoda; Insecta; Diptera; Drosophilidae. Bases 38 to 592 code for a protein of 184 amino acids. The record is from RefSeq and is a predicted model, not a curated record. The transcript is spliced from 3 exons.